Messenger RNA from Stylonychia lemnae, 2901 nucleotides. The record is from the annotation of a GenBank genome assembly. Lineage: Eukaryota; Ciliophora; Spirotrichea; Sporadotrichida; Oxytrichidae.
AUGACUUUGGGAGUCUUGACAACUCUCUUAAUUGAUUUUGUUGGUCUCUCAGGAAUCUUAUUAGGCUUCGUCAUCAUCAGACGAUACAGAGGAGAUAAAUAGACUGUCUCAGCUCAAGGAGUAUUAUCUCAAGAUAUGAAUGAACUCCUAUUUGAAGAGAGUCUAGACAGCCAUAGAAUUGAUGAGAAACUAGAUUAUGAUUCUGAACUUGUAAGAAAAAAGACAUUAGAUUUACAAUGGGCAGUGUCUGAGGAAGAGACAAUCUUUGAGGAUGAUUCUACUGAAAAGAAUGACUUGAAAAGAUCUAAGACUGAACCAGAAAAAUAGCAAAUACAAGCCACAGCAAAUGCACCUUUAAUAUAAUAGUAGACGUCAAUACUUGAUGAGAAUGAGGAAUAAGAUUAAAAAAAGCAAAAGCUAGAAUACAUUGAAGUUGGAGAGCAAAUACCAACAGACGAAGGUGAACAAUUUGAUAUUGAUAAAUUCGUUCCCAAAGAUCCAGAGGAAGAUGAGAAAGAAAUCAGAAAGAAAAAUGUAAAGGAAUCAUUAAUGAGGAAAUUUUCCAUAAUUAAGAACACUUUUAGAGGGAAAUCUUACAAGAAAGGUCAAAAUAAGAAAAAGCCUACAGGCAUCCUUGAUUGGUUUAGCAUUCUAAGAAACAUAAAUGAUGAAGACUUGAAAGUCAUUUCUGGCACAGAUGGAGCUUUGUAUCUGAUCUUCUAAAGAUUUGCGGGCAAAUUCUUUGCUAUUAUUUCGAUCAUUAACUUCAUGAUUUUUAUUCCAGUUUAUGCCACAGGCAAACCUGACAAAUUGUCUGAUGUUUAAGAUGAACAAUAAAGAACAAUAGCUAUUUCUUUAUUAACAGUACUAAAUAUAACCGGGAAUGAAAAGAAAUAGCAAGCUGUAUAUUGUAUAAUGACAAUAUGCUACACUGUAGCAGCUUAUGUCUUUAUGUUCUUCUAUUGGAAGAUGUCGAUGGAAUGGAGAUAUAAAAAGCAUUCUCAUAGAGAUAAAUUUCUAGACUAAGAUAUUGCAUUACAUUCAGUAAUGAUUACAAAUUUGCCAACUGAUGUCAACUAGAUAACCAUCUAAAAAAGAAUAAGAGUUGUCUUUGAGAGAAUUUUCCCUGACUAAAAGGUCAUUUCAGCAAAGGCUGUUGGAAAAUUAGAUGAACUUUAUAAUAUGGCUUUAAGGCUGAGAGAUCUCAAAAGAUAUUACAGAUAUUACAAGUUUUAAAACAAAAAGCUAUCUGAAAAAUUCUAGAAAGAGUAAUCUCAAAAAAAUGUAGUUCAAGAUCUUAGUAAUUUGGAAGAACUCAAACCACCUAGGAAAAUGUUGAAGAAAAGAAUUGGAUGCUGUAAGGGUUACCUUAAAUACGAUGCUGAAGGUCAUUACAAAGCCAAAAUCAAGAAGAAGCUAGGUUAAAUCCAUUUGGAGAAAGAAAGAAAAAUGAAGAUCAAUGGCGGGUUUGGUUUUGUUACUUUUAUCUCCAACCUCUAAGUAAAGAAAUGCUUGCAUAAAAAUUACUUUCAAACAAUGAUAAUGGAGAAUUUAACUAAAGAGGAACGAUUGGAGACUCAAGCUUUACAGUGGAGGAUAAAGUAGUCACCUGCUCAAUCAGACAUUAUCUGGGAGAAUAUGUAUAAAGACGAUGGAAUCACCACAGUAAAAUCAUGGUUUUUAGUUAUUAUGUUAUUCCUUUCUUGUGUCGUUUUCAUAACUCCCAUUUCAGUAAUUGACAACAUUAAGCCUAUCAUUGAUGCAAUCACUGAGAAUUUAGGCGAAGGUAAUUUCUUCGCUGUUAUGAUAUCAACAUAUUUAUCGCCUUUAAUUCUUCUUAUCUUCAACUUCGGUAUAAUUCCCUUGCUAAUUGAUUUUAUUGCAUACUUAGAAGAACAUAAAACUAAGAGUAGGAAAUAACUAGGUAUUAUGAGGAAAAACUUUUUCUUCCAGUUAUUCAAUACUGUGGUACUUUAAUUAACAGCACAAACCACUAUUUUAGCAUGUUUAGAAGCAUAUUCCGAUAAAAGCUGGGAAGAUUUGCCCAAAGAACUUGGAGUUAAGUUAGUGAAUAAUAACUUUUUCUUCUUACGUUACACUAUUCAGCUAUGUUUUAUUUCAAAUGGCGUUCAACUUUUGGACAUUCCUCAUCAUUUAAUCAAGAUGAUUAAGUAUUUCUUCCAUUAAAGAGCUUAAAAAAAGGAAGAAAACCCUAAGGCUUAUGUUGAUGAUUUUGCUUUCGAUUUAGGCUACCAUUAAUCUUACUCCAUUGUUAUUUUCUGCAUGGCGCUCAUAUUCACAGGUACUAUGCCCUUGAUAAGCGUCUUUGCUAUGCUUUUUUUUGCUCUCAAAUACUUUAUUGACAAGUAUAACUUAACAUUUGUCUACAACAAGGAAUUUGAAGGUGGUGGUGUCAUUAAGAAACAAGUACUACCAUUUAUGCUAUUUUCAAUAUAUUUCUUCCAAGUUCUGAACAUGGGCUAUUUCGCCUAAUAAUUUGGUGAUGGUUAUUUCAAAGGUGGCAUGGUUUUCAUUACAUUAUAAUCUCUAGUAUUGAUCUUUCUAAAUGUGCAUUAUAAUACUAAAAAGAAGAGAGCAAGAGAUCAACUGUCUUAAUUAGAGGAGAGAGUAAACUGUGUAAAUCUUGAGGAUGUCGAACAAAAUAUCCACAACUCAAAACUUGGAGACGAAUAAAUUUUAGAGACUGACAGGAGAGGAACAAUCAUGAAAUUUGUAGAUGGAAAUAUAAUGAAAGGCACUGAGAGAAGGCUAACUAUGAACGGACAUGAAGAGAUGAGCCAAGAAAAUAUCAAGAAACUCUAGGAGGCUUAUAAGCAUCCAUUUGAUAAAAUUCCUAAAAACUACUUCUAGGAAUUUAACCAUAAAAGCAUCAAUAAAUGA